Messenger RNA from Drosophila innubila, 811 nucleotides. Its product is annotated as histone acetyltransferase GCN5-like. The transcript has 2 exons. Bases 89 to 775 code for a protein of 228 amino acids. The record is from RefSeq and is a predicted model, not a curated record. NCBI's taxonomy places the organism in Eukaryota, Metazoa, Arthropoda, Insecta, Diptera, Drosophilidae.
AACAAAUUUGGUAAAUUUUCCCAAUUUCCUGAUAUUUGACCAAGAAACUUGAUUUUUUGUCCAGUUUCCUAAAAGGCAAUAAAAUACAAUGGCAGAUGUCGCUGAAAUGGAAACUGGAAGUCCUCUAAGUGAGUUGUCCUCCGACAAGGAAGAGGCCUCCAACAAGGUAGAGGCCUCCGACAAGGUAGAGGCUUCCGACAAGGUAGAGGCCUUCGACAAGGAAGAUAGCUCCGACAAGGAAGAGAGCUCCGACAAGGAAGAGAGCUCCGACAAGGAAGAGAGCUCCGACAAGGAAGAGACCUCCGACAAGGAAGAAACCUCCGACAGCGAAGAAGCCUCCGACAGCGAAGAUUCCUCCGACAAGAAAGAGGCCUCCCACAACGAAGAGGCCUCCAACAAGAAAUGGGACUCUGAACUGGAUGACGACUCUACAGAAAUGGAUGACGACUCAGAGAUAGGAGAAGCAGAUACAUAUGUGGAAGAGGAGAUCGUCAAAAAGAAAGAGAUGGAGAAGGAUGAAGAGGAAGCCGUAGAGAAGGAUGAAGAGGAAUCCGUGAAAAAGGAUGAAGAGGAAGCCGCGAAGGAUGAAAAUAAGCCCGAAGAAAACGAAAGUAAAGUAAAGCAUGUAAGGAAGCGAAAGAUCUCCAAUUCUCCCGGCAACGACGACUUCGAUGAAGGAAGUGCCCCACCCGAGAAGACUGAAAAGGACGACUUAAAAGCGGAAACACAAAACGCCAGCAAAUCUCUCUGUACAAAGCACAAUAAAGUCGACUAAGAAAAAGGCACAGAUUUAUUACAUAAAAAGAAAAGA